Messenger RNA from Jatropha curcas, 1430 nucleotides. Its product is annotated as Nucleotide/sugar transporter family protein. NCBI's taxonomy places the organism in Eukaryota, Viridiplantae, Streptophyta, Magnoliopsida, Malpighiales, Euphorbiaceae. The record is from RefSeq and is a predicted model, not a curated record.
UGCAUUCUCUCACAAGCCAACUGUCACUUAAUCUCUUCCUUUCUUGAGUCUUAAUAAGCUCAAACCUCUCUCAUUUUCAUCUCCACCAUUCCUUAUCUUUACUGGCAGGAUUCUGGAGUUGUAGGAGCCCUAUUUCUUGCAUAUAUAAGCAAUUUUUAUAUUUUUCAAAGGGCUCCUUACAACUCCAAGAAUCUCUUAUUGAAUAAAUUUUUUGCAGAAGAUGGGAGAAAUGUCAAGCUUUCAGUUGGGUGUUAUUGGUGCACUGUUUCUUUCAGUGGCAUCAUCUGUCUCUAUUGUUAUAUGCAAUAAAGCUUUGAUGAGCAAUCUUGGCUUCCCCUUUGCAACAACUCUCACUAGUUGGCACCUCAUGGUAACUUUCUGCACUCUUCACUGUGCACAACGUUUCAACUUAUUUGAGUCCAAAGCCAUUGACAUGAAGACUGUGAUGCUUUUUGGCAUUCUUAAUGGUGUUUCUAUUGGCCUUCUGAAUUUGAGUCUCGGUUUCAAUUCCAUUGGAUUCUACCAGAUGACCAAACUUGCAAUCAUACCAUUCACUGUUCUAUUGGAAACUCUUUUCCUCAAAAAACAAUUCAGCCAGAAAAUUAAAUUAGCUCUAUUCCUCUUGCUCAUCGGAGUUGGCAUUGCUUCAGUGACAGAUCUCCAACUCAAUGUUCUUGGGACAGUUCUCUCUCUGCUAGCCAUUGUAACCACAUGUGUUGGCCAAAUUCUUACAAAUACAAUACAAAAGAGGCUCAAUGUGUCUUCUACACAGUUGCUUUAUCAGUCUGCUCCAUUUCAAGCAGCAAUUCUUUUUGUCUCAGGCCCUUUGGUUGAUCAAUUUUUGACCAAAAAGAAUGUUUUUGCUUACAAAUAUUCUCCUAUUGUCUUGGCUUUUAUCAUCCUCUCAUGCCUUAUAUCAGUGUCUGUAAAUUUUAGCACUUUCAUGGUUAUAGGGAAGACAUCACCAGUUACAUAUCAAGUUCUUGGUCACCUCAAAACUUGCCUUGUUCUUGCUUUUGGGUAUACAUUAUUGCAUGACCCUUUCACAAUGAGAAACAUUAUUGGGAUUCUUGUUGCCAUUUUUGGCAUGGGCUUAUACUCUUAUUUCUGCACCCAAGAGAAUAAGAAAAAACAAUCAACUGACCUUUCUUUGGGGCCUCAGAUGAAGGACAAGGAUAACACACCACUCUUAGCUAUGCAAGACAAAGAAAGCCUCGAGGCAAAGAAAUCAGCAAAGGACUCUCUCGUCUAAGUAAAAUAGGAUUUUUCUUUUUUUUUUUUUUUUAAUUAAAGGGUGGGGUCCAGAUAAGAGGGUGUUGUUUGGUGUAAACAUUUUGUUGAGUGUAAGUGAGGAAAUGAUUUUGAUUCUUUUAAUAAACACUCUUUCUUUAUUUGUUUAAUUCAAGUAAAAAAAAUCUUUAUCAAUGGAA